GUAAGUUCCUGCUGUGGCUUGAGGGAAACAGAUCGACAUCUAGCCACGGGAGAAUCGCACUUUGCGGCCUGUGGAAGCCCCCUCCCUGAGCAAUGGCCUCACCGGUCUCUGUCUACAACUCCAACGCCUUGGACACGCACAUCUCCAGCACCUCCAGAGAGUCUCUAAAAAUGGAGUUGUUAGCAGACGUGUGUCUUCUGCCAGGAGAGGACAGAAUUAUAGAUAAAGACAUCAUCUACAUCUGUCCAUUCAUUGGAGCAGUGAAAGGCAAAGUGUUAAUCACCAACUACAGACUCUACUUCAAGAGCUCUGAUGGAGAUGUGGUGGUGACGCUGGACGUUCCUUUGGGUGCAAUCGGCCGUGUGGAGAAAAUGGGUGGGGCAUCAAGCCGAGGUGAAAAUUCUUACGGCCUGGAUAUCACCUGCAAGGACAUGAGGAACCUGAGGUUUGCGUUGAAGCAGGAGGGCCACAGCAGACGAGAUAUCUUUGAGCUCCUCUUCAGACAUGCUUUCCCCCUCUCACAUGGUCUGGCUUUGUUUGCAUAUGUGACUCAGGAGAAGUAUGAGGAAAAUGGCUGGAAUGUCUACAAACCUAUGGAGGAGUUCAGACGCCAGGGAUUACCUAAUAACAAGUGGCGUAUUACAUUCAUCAAUAGAAACUAUGAGCUGUGCGACACCUACCCCACUGUAUUGGCCGUCCCCUUUAAAAGUAAAGAGGAGGACCUCAGAAGAGUCGCCGCCUUCAGGUCAAGAGGACGAAUACCGGUUCUGUCGUGGAUCCACAGGGAAAACCAGGCAGUGAUCACCCGCUGCAGUCAGCCUCUGGUUGGCAUGUCUGGUAAAAGGAACAAGGAUGAUGAGCGCUACUUGGACCUGAUCAGGGAGGCGAACGACACCACCAAGCUUACCAUAUAUGAUGCCAGGCCCAGUGUCAACGCAGUGGCCAACAAGGCCACUGGGGGAGGUUACGAAGGUGAUGAGUACCAGAAUGCGGAACUCAUCUUCUUGGACAUCCAGAACAUCCACGUGAUGAGGGAAUCCCUGAAGAAACUCAAAGACAUUGUCUACCCAAACGUGGAGGAGUCCCAUUGGCUGUCCAGCUUAGAGUCCACACACUGGCUAGAACAUGUUAAGCUGGUGUUGUCAGGAGCCAUCCAAGUAGCAGACAAGGUUUCUAGUGGAAACUCAGUGGUGGUUCACUGCAGCGACGGCUGGGACAGAACUGCCCAGCUCACCUCUCUGGCCAUGCUGAUGCUGGACAGUCACUACCGCACACUCAGAGGAUUCCAGGUGCUAAUUGAAAAGGAAUGGAUCAGCUUUGGGCACAAAUUUGCCUCAAGGAUAGGUCACGGAGACAAGAACCAUGCAGAUCAGGACAGAUCACCCAUCUUUGUUCAGUUCAUUGACUGUGUAUGGCAGAUGACUAAACAGUUUCCUACAGCCUUUGAGUUUAAUGAGCGCCUCCUGCUGACAAUUCUGGAUCAUCUCUACAGCUGUCGGUUCGGGACUUUCCUCUAUAACUGUGAGAGUGCACGAGACCAGCAUGAGCUGAGGUCAAAGACAGUGUCCCUCUGGUCUCUGGUCAACAGUAAGAUGGACAUUUAUUUAAAUCCCUUCUACACACCUGAGUCAGGCCGGGUGCUCUACCCAGUCGCCAGCAUGCGCCACCUAGAGCUGUGGGUUACAUACUACAUCCGCUGGAACCCACGUAUACGACAACAGGUAAUGAUACAGCAGAGUCCAGUGGAGCAGCGCUACAAGGAGCUGUUGGCCCUCAGAGACGAGUACUUGAAGAAGCUGGAAGAGCUGCAGCUGUCCGACUCCUCCCCUUCCUCUCGUUUGGGGAACAGCUCCACUCCCAACACAUCCUCCUCCACCUCGUCCACACCAUCACAGCAAUACACACACCUACAAACUCCCUUCUGAGGGCUGCUCUCACACACAAACACACACACUCUGUCUCUCUCUCUCUCUGAUACUUGU
Messenger RNA from Solea senegalensis (Senegalese sole), 1982 nucleotides. It is a transcript of the gene mtm1, whose product is annotated as myotubularin 1. The transcript is spliced from 16 exons. Bases 93 to 1925 code for a protein of 610 amino acids. The record is from RefSeq and is a predicted model, not a curated record. Gene Ontology annotation, molecular function: phosphatidylinositol-3,5-bisphosphate 3-phosphatase activity. Gene Ontology annotation, cellular component: plasma membrane. Lineage: Eukaryota; Metazoa; Chordata; Actinopteri; Pleuronectiformes; Soleidae. Gene Ontology annotation, biological process: dephosphorylation; muscle cell cellular homeostasis; mitochondrion distribution.